Molecule: messenger RNA, 3572 nt
Organism: Parasteatoda tepidariorum (common house spider)
Lineage: Eukaryota; Metazoa; Arthropoda; Arachnida; Araneae; Theridiidae
Product: adenosine receptor A3-like
Biological process (GO): G protein-coupled receptor signaling pathway
Cellular component (GO): membrane
Molecular function (GO): G protein-coupled receptor activity
Source: RefSeq, a predicted model, not a curated record
AAGAAAAUAUAGCCAUGGUACCUAGAGUGAAUAUAACUAUAGCCGUUAAGAACAUAGACCUUGAGCCAACUAUAGACCCUGGGGGUACCUCUACAACAUCUUCUAAACCAGAGAUUAUGGAAUGGGCUCUUCCAGCAUCCGAUCCGUGGAAUUCACCAACACAACUGACAUUUGCUGUCCUACUCAUAUUUGUACUUUCGGCCGCCAUCAUAGUCUGCAAUUCUCUCUUACUAGUUGCUGUGUACAGAUUCAAGAGACUUCGCAACCCAAGCAACUAUUUUGUUGCCUCAUUAGCUUCAGCUGAUAUUCUCAUAGGACUCUUGUUGGCUCCUUCUCUGUACUUUGAGUUCUAUAGAAUUCAUGUGCGCUGUGUCCUUCUGUGUCUUCUUCCGUACUGUCUCUUCAUUCUCCUGUGUUCAGUUGCUUUACUAAGCUUGACGGCCGUGGCUGUUGACCGCUGCACGUCAUUGGCAUCACCAUUAAAGUACAAUAACAUCAUUACACACGGGUCUGUUGUGAGGUACAUCGCUUUAUUUUGGAUUUACUCAUUAAUGGUGUCGUCUUUUCCUAUGCUGUACUGGUUUUCAGCUAGAGGAACGUACACAAUACAAAACUGUUCCUUCAUGACGGUCGUCUUGUGGCCGUCUCGCGUGUUCCUCUUCACUGUACUCUUCGUGCCAUGUGCGCUUUUGAUCAUUUUCAGUUACGGUUACGUGUACAUAGUUGCAAGAUCUCAUGCAAGAGCAAUAUUUUCUGCAGAAUUAUCUUUUCGGCAGCAUCCAUUGUCUGGACCAAAAUACGGCAGGACUUUAGCUGGGACUGUUGGAAUCUUCUGCUUACUAUGGAUGCCUUUUCAAGUUGUAGCCUUCACUGACUCGCUGGACGAGAAAACUAUAUUUUAUUUGGGUUUGCUGACCGUAGCCAAUGCUGCAACAGAUCCCUGGAUGUAUGGUUACAGAAGUACCGAGUUCCGUAUCGCUUCUAUCAGGUUACUAGAAACUACUUUUCCUCAGCUAAAGGGUGCUCUUCAUAAACCUCAAGUAAGGCAUGCUAGUUUUGUGAGCUGUGCCUCACAUAUGCGAAUGGGUUUAACUCCUAACCACAUGACACAUACAGAAGCAACCAUGUGUGCAACAUUUAUUGAGAUACCCAUACUCGCUCGAUCGCUGGAUGAGACUGCUGUAGCAGAAGUAUGAUACUUGGUACAGCUAAGUUUACGGAAAAAAAGGUGGUAAAGUUGCCGAAUCUUAUUUGGUACAAUUUUAUUGAAAACCACGCAUAUUGAGCAUGAUUCUCAAAACAUACGUCAGCAACAAGUAUAUAAUAUGAUGCCAAACAAGAAAAUAUUGUAUACACGUUGUUUGCAAAGAAAAGACUUGAACUUGAGGUAUUUAGUUCAAACUUCCAACUGAUGGUACUACAUCAAAACUUUGCAUUUCAUUUCACAAUAUUCUUGAAGUUAGCAAUAAAAACGGUGUCUUUUAAUUAAUCUGCAAAAUAUCAUGGAAAACAUACUGAAUACAUAAUUUUCGGAAAAGAAAAUUGAAUAUGGUUUCAAUUUCUAUAAAUAAUAAUGUAGAACUCCCAUAUAAUAUCAGGAUCACGUUAUUCAGGAAGUUUUGACCUCGUACCUGAUUCCUACAAUGUGUGUGAAACAUAAAUAGAAAGAAAAUUAAUGGACAAGCUAUAUUUAAUUUUAAAAUAUUUUGAAUUUUGUAAAAAUUGUUUUAAAAUGAUUGUAAAAUAUGUAAUUGUAUUGCCGGUUUUUAUUACUUCUAGUCAUCAUUAUAACUAAUAUUUUGCAAUUUUCUAUCAAACAUCAAUGUAAUAUUUUUAAUUGAUUUUAUGUAAUAUUUUUAAUCGAUGUAAUAUGUUUAAUCGAUUAAGUUUACAGAUCGAUUGAAGGUAUAGAUAAAUCAAAAUCAUUAAUUCAAGUUACACAAGAUCACAAUUCUAUGAAAAAUACAUUAAAAAAACUUUUAACAAUAUUUAUAUAUACAUAAUUGAAACGGUCAAUGUUAAAAGGGGGUAUGUUACAAAUCGGCACUUUCGAGAGAGGAAAAAAAAGGGGUUGAUUAUCGAAAUAUUGUUUUGAUUGCUUCCAAAUUGCUAGAUUAUCUUCCUUAGGCAGUCUAGAAAAUUACUCGGUAUUUGAUAAUCGAUGAGUGAUUUGAUAAUCAAAACCAACGAGAAACUUUUUUCGUAAAAAAUAUUACAUAACCCUUUUAACAUAGACCACUUCAAUUACUUACAAAAUAAAAAUAUUGAAAUAUGAUGAAUAACACAAAUAAUAAUUUAAAUAAGGUGUGAUGAUUAACAAGCUUAACAAGUUUUGAUAUUUUUAAACUUGAGACAUUUUUGAAUUUGGACUACAACAUUUUUUUAUUUAAAUAAAAGUACGAUCAAAUUAGCUGAAACUUUUGAAAUCUGAAGUAAAUUAAAAGCAGUUUAACAUGCAUUUCCUAAAAUAAAGACUAUAAAGAAAAUACAAUUUUGGUUCGCUUAGUCAUUCAACUUAAAAUAUUUUAUAUUAAAUUGAAUGGUAAUGAAAAGGUAAAAUGUUAUGUUCUCUAAAUCAAAAAAACCUGGGUCCAAAAGUUUUGAGUGACUGUGAUAAUUAUGAUUAUUAAGAUUAUAUAAGAAUGAUUAUUAAAACCAUUAUACUAUUACAAGCCAAUCAUUUAAAACAUCAUAGAAUAUGUGUCCAUUUUAAACAAAAAUAUAUACAUAGUUAUUCAAUAAUAAAAUUUGCAAAUUUAUUUUUACUAAAAGAGUUUUAAAGUUAAAUAUUCAAAACUAACUCUUCUGACAGUAUUUUCAAUUGUAGAAUGUUUUUAAAAUACUUUUAAAAUUACCUUUUACUAUUUUAUUUUGCAUUAAAACUAAAAAUAAAAAAUAAACUCCAAAAAAAUGCAUUAAGCUUGUAUUACAGUAGAUUCUAACUAUUCCACCAAAAAUUUAGAUCUAACUUACUAAUCAAGAAAUUCCUAUUUUACAUAUAUAGAGACAAUUUUUAAUAAAAAAAACUUAUACACCAAAAUUCAAAAGAGAGAAAAAUCUUUUUUUUUUAAUAAAAGAGGAUAUUUAUUUUAAUAAAAACUCAAAUGACAAAGAUUUAUUUUUUUGUAAUUUUUUUCAAUUAAAUGACAAAGCAAUAAAAUGAAAUACUCCUUUUAAACUUGUUCAUUAAAGAGAUGCAACACGUAAAAUUUUAAAUACAUAUGCCUAUAUAACUUAAAAGUGAAAUAUAAAGAUAAUAUGAAGUUAAUAGCAAACAAAAGUCAUAGUAGUUUUGAUUUCAAUUACGAUUACUCCAAAUUAUUUGAAAUAAUUAAAAUCCACUCAUAUAAAUGCAAGAAAUUUUUAAUUUUUACACAACAUUGUAAACUGAUAAUUGAAAUUGUUUUUCAUCAAAAUGUACUCAGACACAAAGAUUCCAGUUAAACUACAGAAAUAUUAAUUUUAUCAGUUCGAAAACUUAACAAUGCUUAGUUUAACAAGUCUGGGUAGUGUUGUAAAAGUUCGUUUAAAAUUUGAUAUAAUAAAGGUUAAUAAGCCUAUAAAUUGACCAU